This is a messenger RNA of Seriola dumerili (greater amberjack), 2250 nucleotides long. It is a transcript of the gene fancg, whose product is annotated as Fanconi anemia complementation group G. The transcript is spliced from 14 exons. Gene Ontology annotation, biological process: interstrand cross-link repair. Bases 44 to 1912 code for a protein of 622 amino acids. Lineage: Eukaryota; Metazoa; Chordata; Actinopteri; Carangiformes; Carangidae. Gene Ontology annotation, cellular component: Fanconi anaemia nuclear complex. Gene Ontology annotation, molecular function: protein binding. The record is from RefSeq and is a predicted model, not a curated record.
UUCAAACAAAACAGCAUCGUAUUUUUCAUAAAACGGCGAUAAAAUGUAUCGACCAACCUCUUUAGUAAAUAAAUGGGUCCAGGAAAACAACGAGUUGGUAAACAAAUGGAAGCAGCAGGAAGGAGGAGGAGUCACCUUCAGCCGAGAUCAGAACCAGUCCCACCUGAGAUGGAGUUCCUCUGAGUUUUACAGACUUUUAAGGAAAAUCCAAGGUGUUCCUCCUCUUGCAGAUCACACUCAUUUGGAGCUGUCAGUGGUAUACAAUACCUGUGUGUGCGCUACUGCUCAGUCUCAGUUCACAGAAGCCGAGCUGCUCCUCACACAAGCCCUACAGAGAGCUCUACAGAUCACAGGAAACGACUCUGUCACUUCAGAAACUCCUGUGUUUUGGAGAACGGUUCUCAAAUCAGUGGCAAACACAGCUCUGAAUUCCUGUGUACUGUACCUUCUCUGUCUGCAGUGGGCAAUAUGGUUGGCCACCUGUCAGCUGAAAACUAUACAAGAAUUUAAGGAGGAGCUGUGCUCUCUGUUGGAGACACUGUGUGGUGGAGUUGGGGAUGACAGGAGGAAUGAGACAUGGGGGAAGUCCUCUGACGUUCCUCUACUGGUGACGGACCCAAGAAAGCUUGUUGAAUUAUUGCAGAUCUGCACUUCCAUUGCCCAAGGUGUUGAAAGGUUGAGUGAAGGUCAGUGUUCAGAAGCGCUGUCUGAUCUGCAGUCAGCUUCCUCCCUGCCGGCACCCAGAGCUCUAGUAGCAUAUGUACACCUCCUCUCAGGCUCCUGCCUCGCCCACAUGAGCCGCCCCCAAAUGGCACUGCAGUGUUACAGGAAGGCACUGGAAACUGACUCCUGCUGUGUGUGUGCUCUGUACCAGAGCAUGCUCAUCUACAGACAGCUGGGCAACACACAGGCUGAGAUACAAGCUCUUCGCUUGCUGCACUCAACUUUGAUGUUGCUCUCUGCUACAGUUCCUACUGUGGCCGGUGCCCAUCUCCUCUCCCCGUCCUUACUGCUCUGCAGCCAAUCACUGCGCGACCUGCUCUCAGUUCCCUCUGCCCCCUCUGUCCUUCACAAUCUGGCUCUGAAGUGUGUGCUCCAUGGAAGGGUGUCAGAGGGUGUGGAACAUUAUCUGGACCUGCUGGCUGCUCUUCACUCAGAAGAUCAACAUGGAGUCCAUGGUGAGGCCACUCCCCUCCCCAGGUUGCCCCAGCUUUACCUGGAGACUGGUGCUGCCUUGCUCAUGGCCCGGCGGCCUGCAGAUUGCAUGGCGCUGUGCAAUGAAGUCAUCAGCACAACAUUAGAGCUACUGCCAGAGAAGCUGGUGUUGGAGGAUCCAGAGGACAGGAGUCAGGCUGAGACCAAGGAAGUGAGAGCAGAGGGUGAAGAUAAGGUGGCGAUGUUACUCUGGACAGGGGCUGCUUUCCUCCUGCAGGGUCACUGUCACACUCACCUGAUGGACUGGAAAAAAGCCGUGACUCACUACACUAGGUGUAUCAACCUGCUCGUGAAGGUCUGCUAUAAAAAGAAAGGUUUCCAACCACAGAUCCCCAGUGCAGACAUGGUUGUCAAGCAGGAGACAGAUCUGUGUACCCUCCAAAGGCUGAAGGGUCUUUCAUUAGCUGGUAGGGGUAUCAGCUUCACCCAGACAGACCGACUGAGAGAGGCACUGCGAGACCUCCUGCUCAGUCUACAGGCAUUCCCAGAGUGUGUGGGUGCAGGACUGUGGUGUGGUGAAGUGCUGUGGAGGCUUGGCAGGAGACAGGAGGCAGCAGCUUGUUGGGAAAAGACCUGGAGCUUCACCAGACAGUCCUCAGUGGAGGGUCUUCCUUUGUACCUACAGGAACCCCAGUCUGGCCCUUCGCUGGACUCCACGAAGCUGAAGCGCAGAAUACAGGAACUUGGUCCUACCUAGUCAACCUGAAGAGGAACAAAAGAAGAAUGGCCUAUCCCUUACUGAACAGGAUCCACUUUCUCUGGUCUUUGAACUGAAACCCAUACGCACUACAAACAUGUAUCUACUCGGACAGUAAAAUAAAGCAUAUUGUAAGGACUUAGAGGGUUUGAGGCUGAGAAUGGACACAGGUGGUGGUUUAUGAAUGAAAUAAUGCAAGAUAACCAUACAUACUGUAAAGCUGAAACUGAUUUGUUGGGGGGAAAUUGUACCAUGCAUCACUGUAUGUUGGGCAGGCAAGAGUAAUCAAGACUGUUAUUUUCAUAACUGAAAGUGGUUUUCAAUAUAAAAUAAAAAUA